Molecule: messenger RNA, 1123 nt
Organism: Ooceraea biroi (clonal raider ant)
Lineage: Eukaryota; Metazoa; Arthropoda; Insecta; Hymenoptera; Formicidae
Gene: Mesh1
Product: Metazoan SpoT homolog-1
Molecular function (GO): guanosine-3',5'-bis(diphosphate) 3'-diphosphatase activity
Source: RefSeq, a predicted model, not a curated record
GUUAUGUGUUGGCUCUCGUCACCGACGAGAUGGCUGCAUUCAGAGCAGAUCAAUGAGCAUUGGAACACAGCUGUCUGUGAGACCGAAAGACUGGUCGAUAUGUGUAAAGUCAAUGACUGUGAUAUAUUACAUGACUGUGUGAUAUUACGUGUACUGUGACUUCUAAAAGAUAGCAUUGCGCAUUAUAUUGUAAUUAUUAAAUCCUGCAUUUAAUUACUUUAACAAUGUAUAAAACUUCUUUAUUUUGAGUUAAUUGUAGCUACUUUGUAGGAUAAUUGUAUGUGGAAUAUUUCAAGAAUAUAGAAGAAGCACAGAAAAUAAAGAAAAUGGAUGCUUUGACUAAUGAACAUGAAUUGCUAGCACUAAUAAUAAAAUGUGUUAAUUUUGCUGCAGAAAAACAUCGAAAUCAAAGAAGAAAAGAUGUUGAUCAAACACCAUACAUAAACCAUCCUCUAGGAGUUGCAAACAUUUUGAUUCAAGAAGGCAAGGUUUUUGACUCGAUAGUAAUUCUAGCAGCGAUUUUACAUGAUACCGUGGAAGACACGGACACUACAUUUGAGGAAAUAGAAAGAGAAUUUGGACGUGAAGUUUGUCAGGUGGUUCGAGAAGUAACUGAUGAUAAGACAUUGCCCAAAGCCGAACGUAAACGAUUGCAAGUACAACACGCUCCUCAUUUGUCCCGGGAAGCAAAACUUGUAAAAUUGGCUGAUAAAUUGUACAACUUGAGAGAUCUCGAAAGGAGUACACCCAUUGGUUGGACAAAUGAAAGAGUGAAGGAAUACUUUAAGUAUAUCUUAUUUACUCUAGUGGGCAAAAGCCGUUGUACAUGGAUGUCGUCAAACAAAUUCCAAUUUGGAAAAAGAGCUAGACAAUCUAUUUGCGCGCCACAUAACUCGAUCCGAAGAAAAUUCCUGAACAGAACAGUCGGUAAAAAUAUAAAUGCAGUAAAAAAUAAAGACCAAUAAAUUCGCAAUGUAUUGUACGUGAAAAAUUGUUGUAUACAAAAGUUCUAUAUAGGACAUACAAACAUGUAUUUACAAGAAACAUUUUUUCUUCUUUAAAUGUUUUGUUCAAACUUGAUACUUUUAUAAUCGAAAAAAUAAUAAAAUUAUCUUUUCGAGUA